Molecule: messenger RNA, 408 nt
Organism: Nezara viridula (southern green stink bug)
Lineage: Eukaryota; Metazoa; Arthropoda; Insecta; Hemiptera; Pentatomidae
Source: the annotation of a GenBank genome assembly
AUGCAAUACCCUUGUUCUAGUUGGCUUCCGCUGGCCCUGAGUACCGACUGGUCGGACAAGGGCUGCCCGAGUACCCCCUACCGAAGCCUGGACGGCAGCUGCAACAACGUGAGGAGACCCUACGAAGGAGCUGCCUACAGCCACUUCACCUCCCUAGUGUCCGCUCUCCAAGAUAGUCGUGAGUAUCCUUUUGAACCAGACAACGAAGACAAAUCUUCCGAACUGAGUCAAGACUGUGACAUCACGAAAAGAUGUCGGGCUCGUGACGUCCAGACAAAGGAACCACCGUUUGACAAAAAAAUGUCGGAAGAGAAAGGUACUUUUUCUUACAGAGUGCCCAUCGUCCUAACUAGGCUACGUUGUGUAACCUCUAUAGGAGGGUACAUUGGCUUACAUAAAAGUACAUGA